This is a messenger RNA of Dinoponera quadriceps, 8157 nucleotides long. RefSeq names its product collagen alpha-1(II) chain-like. Gene Ontology annotation, molecular function: DNA binding; ATP binding; protein binding. The record is from RefSeq and is a predicted model, not a curated record. Gene Ontology annotation, biological process: sister chromatid cohesion. Lineage: Eukaryota; Metazoa; Arthropoda; Insecta; Hymenoptera; Formicidae. Gene Ontology annotation, cellular component: chromosome; cohesin complex; nucleus.
AAGGGAGAAGUGGUGAUGGGUCCCUUCCACUCGUUCAUGACGAUCGUCGGACCUAAUGGAUCUGGAAAAUCGAAUAUUGUUGACGCCAUACGUUUUGUAUUGGGAGAUGUAUUAAGUAAUUUGCGCGUUAAAUGCUUCAGCGAACUCAUUUAUGGAGCUUCCAUUGGAAAACCAAUGAGCGAAAGCACCUAUGUAACAGCAACCUUUCUGAUAGACGACAAUGAAGAGAAGAGCUUCAGAAGGCUGAUACAAGAAGGAGGCAGUCAGUAUAAGAUAGACAACAAGAUUGUCAAGAGUGAUAUUUAUAUGACUGCGCUGCGAGAAUAUGGUUUAGAUAUAAAAGUAGAGAACUUUCUGGUGACACAAGGCUACAUCGAGUGUGUUGCACUGAAAACGCCAAAAGAACUCAAUGCAAUGUUCGAACAAAUUAGCGGUUCAUAUGUGUACAAGGCAAAUUACAGGCGAUUAAAGAUGGAAUUUGCACAAGUAGAAGAUGAAAUUCAGUUUAUGCGACACAUGAAAAGACAGUUAAUAACAAAUAAAAAAUGCACUAUAAUGGAGAAAGAAAAAGCAGAAAAGUACUUAAAGCUGCAAGAACAAUAUAAGGAGGAGAAAUUGAAAUAUCAAUUAAUUUGUCUGUUUCUCAUUAAGAGAACAGUUGAAUCCUUGCAGAAUGAAGAUAGAAAUAUCAAGUCCCGCAAAGAAGCGUAUUUAUGCGAUAAGAAAAAUACAAUGCUUGUAUUGGAACGUAAAAGGCAGCAACUUAAGCCGCUAAUCAAUUCUCUGGAAAACAUUGAACGAAGCGUCCUGAAAUUGGAGGAUGUUGUUCGAGAAAAGAAGGCGGAACAUGCUGUUUUCAGAGAAAGCAUCUCAUAUUGGCAGAAGAAACGUGAUAACGCUCGCGUAUCUCUGGAAAACGCGGAUUCGGCUCGCGACGUACACAAUAAAAUCGUUCAAGAAUUACAGGAAGAACUAAAGCAGGUAGCCGACAAGUUAGCGGAGUUCAAUAAAGUUUCGGAGCAGAGCGCCAUAGAGCUCAGUGAUUCCCAGGUUAAACGGUAUUACGAACUGAAGAACACAGUUGAAUACCAAGCGAAGGACUUAGUGAAGCAGAUAAAUGAUAUGAACCACGAUCAGCAAGUAGAUCGCGAUCGUCUCGAUAACGAGAACAGGCGGAAACAAGAAUUGGAAGACAAGAUGAAGCAGCUAGCGCUGAGGAAGGAGGACUUGAAUAUUCGUCUUAGGAAACUACAGAGUUCAGUAGCCGAAUCCAGAGCGGUGUUAACGGAAAGCACAGCGCAGAAACAGCAGCUUAUUGACAAGAUUACCGAGACGAACGAGAAAUCGUUGUCUUUAAAGGUCAACAUCAAGAAAAUCUUGGAGGAGCUUCAAGAUGCCGAUAUCGACAAUUACAUGAUCUCGCGGCAGAAGGAGAAAGCUGAAACGGUCAACGCGUUAAAGCAAUUCUUUCCUGACGUGCACGACCGUUUAUCUAAUCUGUGCCGGCCUGUCCACUCGCGUUACAAAAUCGCGAUAAUCAAAGUCUUCGGCAAGAAUAUGGACGCCAUCGUCGUUGACACCAUGAACACUGCAGUGAAGUGUAUAAAUUUUUUGAAACUGCAUCGAAUAGGGAUCGAAAGAUUUUUACCCCUUGACUCGUUGAAGCCGGAAGCUUUAAAAGAGAAAUUACGUGAUAUAGAAGCAAACGUCAAAUUGUUGUACGAUGUUCUACAUAUUUCAUCCCCGCAAAUACACAAGGCCGUUCUGUUUGCCACUAAAAACACUCUGGUAUGUGAGACUCCCGAAGAGGCAAGAAGAGUGGCGUACGAAAUUGAUAGACGCGGUUACGAUUGCAUUUCAGUCGACGGAUGUCUUUAUCGUAGAGACGGUACGAUAUCCGGGGGAAAGACUGAUCUGGUGAAAAAAGCCAAACAGUGGGAAGAACGGGACAUAAUUGCAUUAAACGAGCACAAGGAUCAAUUGAAGAAAGAGCUCUAUUAUUUACCCAGUGUCUCUUUGCUACAGUCUGAACUUGAUGUAGUCGAUGUGCAAUUCAAAGCACUCGGUUUGAGAAAUAAAUUUAUUGAAAAAGAUCUAGAGGACACUGAGACAAUAUCAAAGAUUCAAAGCGACAUGCGAACAAGAGAUGAAGAACUCCAUGACGUGAAGAGACACAUCUCUACGAUCGAAGAUUCAGUCUUCGCUAAUUUUUGCAAAGACAUCAACGUGCCGGAUAUCGACUAUUACGAGAAGAAUCAUCUGUGGACGUGUCAAGAGCGGAAGAGGAAGCAAGUUGAACUUGAGAAACAUCACGAUCUUAUUCGAAGUCAACUGCAUUUCGAAAAAAACCGCGACAUGGAAGGUAAAAUUUCGAAAUGGACGCUUAUUAUGGAGCAAGCCGAUGCGAUGUUGAGCAAAAUGCAUAAGCGGGAGCAUUCUGCGAAGAACGCCAUCGAACGGGAGGAGCAGAAGUUGUCGAAACUGCGGGAGGAAUGCGCGAUCGUAAAGGAGAAUUUAACGAACGUGAAAGAUAAUAUAACUCAAUGCAGGUCGCAAAUCGAUGUCAUCUCCGAGUCGUACCUGCAAGCUCAGAAAGCGCACAUCGUUUUGCAAAAUAAUAUAGAGCGGCAAAAAGCGAAGUGCGAUAAUAUACUCAAAGAAUGCAAGAUGGAAGACAUCACUAUUCCGAUAAUACCGGAAAGAUCGCGUCAAUCAUCGGAUCCAAGCAGUUCGAGUUCGAUAACGGACUCGUCGAUUGAUUGGGAUUUGUCUUCGAAGAUCGAUUUCUCACAAUUUCCCAGAGACAUCCGCGACAGCACAGAAGAGAAUCUGCAGGACAUCGUUGAACAGCGGAACGAAAAGCUCACGGAGAUACAAAAUGAAAUUGAAGCUAUAGUGGAUCCUAAUCUUAAGGCUCAGGAAAACAUGGACGCCGUGGUGCAGCAGAUACAGGAGACAAAUCAGAAACUUAAGAAGUUGCGCAAGAGAUUUAACAGCAUAAAGAAACAGUUCGACUCGAGUUUGGUCAAUAACCACACAUCGGCUUGUGCCUUCAUCUUGAUGGAGAAUCCCGAGGAGCCGUAUGAAGGCGGUAUAAAUUACAGUUGCAUAGCGCCGUCCAAGCGCUUCCAGCCGUUGCAGAAUCUGUCCGGCGGCGAGAAGACGCUCGCCAGUCUGGCUUUGUUAUUUGCAUUUCAGCGUUACAAACCGGCCCCGUUCUUCGUCAUGGACGAGAGCGAUGCAGCGUUGGAUAAUGUGAAUAUCAAGAAUCUCGUGCGCGUCGUACAAUCUCAAGUGGACACUACUCAAUUUAUAAUAGUAAGCCUGCAGAAAUCGUUGUACUUUUGCUCCGACGCUCUCCUAGGGGUUACCAUCGAAAGAGGAUCGCCGAUGAGGCGCCGGGCCGUAGAGCUGGCCGCGGGGCUCUUCGUGGUCCAGCUGCUGCUGCUGGGCCAGGUCGAUGCUGCAAGGAACCGGCCGAGGAAACAACGCUCCAAGCCCGCGGCUCUGCAGGCGCAGCAGCCCGAUAACGAUUACGAUUACGAUUACUAUGGGAGCUACGAUGAGUACGAGGAGAAGAACGAUUCGGAAGAAACUAGUUCGACAUCCGAACGGGAUCGACCGACUCCUACGGAAAUCUUACCGGGUGAAAGUAAUGUGUUCAAUUCUGUUGCUGUACCUGGGCCACGGGGCGAACCUGGUCGACCCGGAGACAUCGGUCGUCCAGGCGAUGUGGGAUUUCCUGGACAUCCCGGCACCCCUGGAAUUCCUGGACCACCUGGACCUCCAGGACCUAUACCUGAUGUAUCUCUAUAUUAUCAACAAUUGGCUUUAUCUCAAGCGAAUCAGGAUAAAGGCCCGACCGGUGCAGCGGCAUCAUUAUAUGGUCCGGACGCGUUUUCUUACAUGCAGGCGCAAACAGGACCAAUGGGUCCGCGAGGUCCUCCAGGUCCUCCCGGAGCUCCUGGUCCUCAGGGUUUUCAAGGUACACGCGGCGAACCCGGUGAGCCAGGGGCUUCAGGCCCUCCUGGCGCGCCAGGUCCGCGAGGUCUUCCAGGAUUGCCUGGGAAAGAUGGCGUUAGUGGAGAAGAUGGCGAGACCGGUCCCCAAGGAUCGCCUGGUCCUGUGGGUCCACGUGGUCUCCCAGGAAUGCCUGGACUCACGGGAAUAAAAGGCCAUCGUGGUUUCCCUGGUCUGGACGGAGCCAAAGGAGAACAAGGAGCUCCUGGCGAGAAAGGAUCUAUGGGUGCACCUGGACCCAUGGGGUCGAUAGGGCAAAUGGGACCAGCAGGACCACGCGGUGAAAGAGGUAGAGAAGGCCCAUCGGGCCCUCCUGGAAUGAAAGGCGUUGACGGAAUUUAUGGGCCGCCCGGACAACCUGGUGCCGUGGGUAAACCUGGCUCACCAGGAUUCCCAGGCAAUCCUGGGGCUAAGGGAGAUCAAGGAGCGCAAGGACCGAAAGGAAGCCAGGGUUUGCAAGGUCCGCGAGGCGAAAGUGGUCGUCCAGGGCAGCCUGGUGAAACGGGCCCGCAAGGUCCGCAAGGCAAAGACGGAAUUCCCGGCGAAAAAGGAACUACUGGAGCAUUAGGACCCGCUGGUGUGCCCGGAUUUCCAGGUGCACGAGGUCAGCCCGGGAUAGCAGGCAAUCCUGGCGUUCCUGGAGCCAAAGGAGCACCCGGUCUUUCUGGCGAAAGGGGUUUUAAAGGCGAUGCCGGUGUAAAAGGAGACGCGGGAGUACCCGGUCCACGUGGGCUUCCAGGACCGCCAGGGAAUGAAGGGAAAAGGGGAAAAAGAGGAAUGCGUGGACCAGUCGGUGCUGCGGGCCCUUCCGGAGAACGUGGUGUAUCUGGAGCGCGAGGUCUUCCUGGGCCGGACGGUCCUGUCGGGCCUCAAGGACAGCCCGGUGAUCGUGGUCCCGCUGGAGCGGUUGGGCCGAAAGGAUCUACCGGAGACCCUGGACGGCCUGGAUCGCCGGGACUACAGGGUGCGCGUGGUUUAAUGGGUAGACCCGGCGCCCCCGGCAAACCAGGUAAUCCUGGCGAGCGUGGGAUUCAAGGUGCGGAUGGUAAGCCCGGGGAGCAAGGUCCGUCUGGAUUGCAAGGUCUACCGGGACCAUUAGGAACGCCUGGAGAGAGAGGAUAUCCCGGAGAACCAGGGAAGGACGGUGAGGCUGGUAACCCGGGUCCGCCUGGUCCAAGAGGUGACAUGGGCAAGGAAGGACCUCCGGGAGUGCAAGGACCACCUGGGCCAUCGGGAAGCGAUGGUGCGAGAGGUCCUCCGGGACCCGUCGGGCCCAGAGGUUUUCAAGGUCUCCCAGGCGCCGCCGGUAAUUCAGGCCUUCCAGGCAAAGAUGGGGAAGCGGGCGUGCAAGGGCCUCCUGGCCCACUGGGAUCGGUUGGCAACAGAGGUGAACGAGGAUUUCCGGGAGAAAGAGGACCAAUGGGGCCGGCAGGACCCAUGGGUCUAAGGGGGGAAAUCGGAGCGCAAGGCGUUGAUGGUCUCACUGGCUUCCUGGUCCAAGAGGACUACCCGGAGAAUCUGGACAGAAAGGAGAAAGAGGAGCGUUUGGACCGCUUGGGCCCGAAGGUCCUUCAGGUAGUAUUUCACAUCAUUUGUAUUGCGAAUUCUAUUACAUUCAAUUAUUUCAGAUCGAGACGUAUUGGGGAGCGUGGUCCGCAGGGAGAAGUUGGUCCUCCUGGUCCCCCUGGAGAACCAGCGGAACGUGGUGAUCCUGGUCCACCUGGUCCUACUGGCGAGCCUGGAGCCCCUGGAAACCCAGGAGAAAGAGGUCUUCAGGGAUUACAGGGAAUUCAGGGUUUCCCGGGCCAACAAGGGUUAAUAGGACUUCCUGGUUUGAAGGGUGAUCGCGGCUACACGGGCUUAAAGGGGGAACAAGGAAACUCAGGACUACCUGGCAGUCCCGGCGAAGUUGGACCGCCAGGACUUACUGGACUUACCGGUGCUAAGGGAAUCAGAGGCGAGCCGGGUGCUCGAGGUGAAUCUGGUCUAAUGGGACCACCUGGUAUCGCGGGGCAAGUUGGUCCAUCGGGUCCACCAGGGAAUACAGGGUCACCUGGUGCUCCAGGAUUGCCUGGUAUAAAAGGCAGCGCGGGUGACAUCGGACGUCCUGGACUUCCAGGUCCUAUUGGUAAUCCUGGUCCACCCGGGAUAGAUGGAAGUAAAGGAGAAAGCGGAUCUCAAGGACCUCAAGGACCAGUUGGUCCUCAAGGACACCAAGGCGCACCCGGCGAGAGAGGUCUGCCAGGUUUACCCGGUUCUCCUGGUUCCAUAGGAAACAGGGGAUUACGUGGAGCAUCGGGUGAAACUGGACAACCAGGAAAGCCAGGAAUGGAAGGACCGCCUGGGCCACCCGGCAUAAUAGGUCCUCCUGGUCCUACCGGUCACGUAGGGGAAGCAGGACCGGAAGGACCGAUUGGAAAACCAGGACCGCCGGGAAUAAGUGGCCGACCUGGAGACAAGGGACCGCCUGGUAUACCUGGUGCAACAGGUCUAUCUGGUCCUCCUGGAUUACCAGGACCACCUGGACAAGCGGGACCCGCGGGACUUCCCGGAGAACGUGGAUCGAAAGGAGAAGCGGGUCCACAAGGUGUGGAAGGUCCACAGGGACCACGAGGAAAACCUGGCCCGGCAGGUCUCGAAGGAGUAAAGGGUGAUCGCGGAGAAGAAGGACAGAAAGGUGCUAAGGGACAUCGUGGAUUCAAUGGGUUGCAAGGGUUGCCCGGAUCUUCUGGAUUGCCGGGAGAGAAGGGUAUGCCUGGCUUGCCAGGACUUCCUGGUAAAGACGGAGAACCUGGGAUCAGAGGUAGUCCUGGGCGAGAUGGUAGCCCAGGACCCAUCGGAUUUCUAGGGAAUCCUGGACCAAGAGGUCCGCCUGGGGAAGAAGGACGUCAUGGAUCACAGGGUCCUCCAGGACCUCCCGGACCACCUGGUCCUCCCGGAGAACUUGGUUUCGGAUACGAUGUCGCAUCUCUAGCAGCACUUAUAGGACAAGGUCAGACCAAAGGACCUGAUCCACUUGGCGAUGAACCGCCGAGGAUAUUUGGCAAGGAUAUCACUGAAGAGGAAAGAAGAGAAUUACUUCAGAAAGCGUACGAAAACUUAAAGUCCUCCUUUCAAAAGUUGGUGAAGCCGGAUGGUCAAAAGAAUUCACCGGCGAAAACCUGUCGAGAUUUAUUUGUCGCGUAUCCAGAUAAAUUAUCCGGCGAAUAUUGGAUUGAUCCGAACGAAGGGGAUAUUCGAGAUGCGAUCUUGGUGCAUUGUGAUGCUGGGAGACGCGCUACCUGUGUUUUGCCAAAUCCUCCUCGUUCACCGGAAAUCACUCACAUCACCGAUCAGCAGGAAACUUGGCUGAGCGAGAUAGACAACGGCAUGAAGAUCACAUACAAGGCGGACAACAAUCAAAUCAGCUUCUUGCAGCUGCUCUCGAGGCACGCGCGACAAAACAUUACGUAUCAUUGUAAAAAUAGCGUGGCAUACUUCGAUUACGAGCGAAAAACGUACAGAAGAGGCUUGAAGCUUCUGGCUUGGAACGACGUCGAGCUGACGCCACGGGGCAACCAACGUCACAGAUACGAGAUGAUAAUGGAUGAGUGCAAGCUCCAUCAAGAUCACUGGGGCAAAACAGUCGUUUUGUACGAGACGGACAAACCCAUAAGGCUUCCUAUUCUAGACAUGGCUUUGCGUGAUAUCGGCCGACCCGAACAGAGCUUUUCCGUGGAGAUCGGCGCAGCUUGUUACGAAUAACAGGAAAUGUACAACGCGCCAUCUUAUUACGAACACCGUCGUUUUUCAUAUCGCAUAUUGCUAAGGGAACGAAGUCUUCCAAUGUGUCUUAAGGAUGCUUAAGAACCCGACGACGGCUGUACGUUAAUACCAUUUCUUAUUUUUUACAAGUUUAUACGGUAGAAAUUAAACGUCACUUAACUUAAUCCGCGAUGGCCUGUACUGCAUAUGUUCGCUGUCCUUUCUGUUCAAGUUCUCUCGAAUAGCGAGAGUAAUUUAGAAAUUACUUGGCAGAAUUGUCUGUAAGCUAGUGUUGCACCUCUUACAUUCUAAGAACAAGUUGGAAAUCGACAAGGGAAAACCGCGAUGUUAUCGGACGAUUCGACAUCCGGAGAAAUCAUUUCCUCCGUUCUG